Molecule: messenger RNA, 543 nt
Organism: Vicia faba (fava bean)
Lineage: Eukaryota; Viridiplantae; Streptophyta; Magnoliopsida; Fabales; Fabaceae
Source: the annotation of a GenBank genome assembly
AUGAAAUCUAUGGCAUCAUUGUUCAUAAUUUUUUUACCUCUGGUACUUCAUGUUGUUGUUCCAGUACUAUCUGUGAACUUGUAUGAAAUAGUAUGCAACGAGGCUGGCCAAGAUGCAGAUAGAUGCGUGAGUACUUUGAAAGCUGACAAAAGAGUGGUUGCAGCCAAAAACUAUCGUGAUCUCUCAAACUCUAUCUUGGAGAUGGCAUUCGAUAUGGCAACAUCAAUUCAAUCUUAUUUUGACAAAGAGACUAUUCGUUUCCCCAAAGAUAAUGUUAUUAGACGAUGUUCAGUUAAAUACAUAGAUGUUAUGGAAGAUUUCAAAAGUGCAAUAUAUAAAUUGGGUUACAAUACUAAAGGUGCAAUUGAUGAUAUACAUGCUGCUGGUAGUGAAGCUAUGAAUUGUGAGAGAGCUCUUAGCACUCAAAAGCCAUACAAUCCCUCAAUGCAUGCUCUGAACAGUCAAAUCUAUUUACUUACUGAAAUAUCUGUUUUAGCUAUAAAUCAUGUUGCACUUAAGGAAGGUUUGUCAAAUCAGCCAUAA